Messenger RNA from Entamoeba invadens IP1, 945 nucleotides. RefSeq names its product programmed cell death protein, putative. The coding region runs from base 1 to 945 and encodes 314 amino acids. The record is from RefSeq and is a predicted model, not a curated record. Gene Ontology annotation, cellular component: nucleus; cytoplasm. The transcript has 2 exons. NCBI's taxonomy places the organism in Eukaryota, Evosea, Mastigamoebida, Endamoebidae.
AUGGAGGAGGGUGUGGUAUGCGGAUUUCUCGAUGAACUUCAUGAAGACGAUAGGGUUAAUCCUUUGAUGAAUCGGUGCGGAGGAGUGGCGUGUUGGUUAAGCGACAAAGUGGGGAACAAAAACAAGUGCCCGUAUUGUAACAAAGAAAUGUUAUUUAUGGUGCAGGUCUACGCUCCACUCGAAUUUGAAUAUGCAUACCACCGCGUGGUAUAUCUCUUUCACUGCCCUUUUUGCCUCAAAUUUGUGGUUCUACGAAACCAAAUUGGGAUGGGGACACUCUAUGAUGAUGAGGAUUAUUGUGAGAGCAUUGUGAAAGGAAAUAUGUGUGAAAUAUGUGGGUUUCCUUCGACUACAAAAUGUGAUAAAUGUGACACUUAUUACUGUGGAGUUGUUCACAAAUUGUAUGACUUCGAUACUCACAAAUUGCUGUGUGGAAGACCCCACCACCACGUUCGAGGGAAGUUGAACGGCCGCGGAGGAGCUAUUAAACGGCAAAAAGCGUCUGAAUAUUUAAUAGAAACGGAAGAGGAAAGCGAGUUAAAAGAACCAGAGGACAAGGAAGUUCAAAGGAUGAUCAACACUUCGAAAGAGAUGGAAAAGGAAAGUGGAACAAAGGAGAGUGACAUUCCACAAGAAGCCACCGAUCCUGUGCUUCUGAAGUUUUAUGAAAAAAUUGGGAAAGCCCCAUCACAAGUUCUCCGAUAUAAAUUUGGAGGGAAACCGGUAUGGAUUAAGACGGACACGCAACUCACGAUACCGAAAUGUAAGAGGUGCGGCAAAGAAUGCGUUUUUGAAUGGCAAUUGCUUCCUCAAUUUAUUUAUGCGACUAAUUUGGACAUCGAACUUAAUAUCGAAUUUGGUACUAUUGCAAUUUAUGUCUGCCCAGACUCUUGUGGAGGGGAUGACUACGUUUAUGAGAAUGUGAUAGUACAAUAUUUCAUCUGA